Molecule: messenger RNA, 1668 nt
Organism: Egretta garzetta (little egret)
Lineage: Eukaryota; Metazoa; Chordata; Aves; Pelecaniformes; Ardeidae
Gene: PLD5
Product: phospholipase D family member 5
Molecular function (GO): catalytic activity
Source: RefSeq, a predicted model, not a curated record
AUGGAAGUCAGGCAUGACUGGCUCUCCUCAUCCCCCCAUGAAGGCUUCGAGCAGAUGAGGCUGAAGAGCAGACCCAGGGAGCCUUCCCCAAGCCUCACCAGAGUAGGCGCGAACUUCUACAGCACUGUCAAGCAGCAGGACUACAGUGCCAGUGUCUGGCUGAGGAGGAAAGACAAACUGGAGCACCCUCCGGUGUCUCUAGUAAGCAGAGCAACAGCUCCUUGCUGCCGGACUCAGAGACGGGCAAAAUAUUGGAUCAGAAUGUCCCAGCAAAGAUGCAUUGUGAUCUUUGCACUGGUAUGCUGCUUUGCAAUUCUGGUUGCACUGAUAUUUUCGGCAGUGGAUAUUAUGGGAGAAGAUGAGGAUGGACUCUCAGAAAAGAACUGUCAAAAUAACUGUCGGGUUGCUCUUGUGGAAAAUAUUCCUGAAGGGAUCAACUAUUCAGACAGUGCACCAUCCCAUUUGUCUCUUUUCCAAGGCUGGAUGAAUUUGCUUAAUAUGGCUGAAAAGUCUGUUGACAUAGUAUCUUCCCAGUGGGACCUCAAUCACAGUCAUCCAUCAGCAUGCCAGGGUCAGCGUCUUUUUGAAAAAUUGCUUGAACUGGCAUCCCGAAAUAUUGAGAUAAAACUAGUGAGUGAUAUACUGCCCGUGGAAUCAAAGGUAUUAAACGACUUGAAAACAAAGGGUGCUGAAGUGGUGUAUAUGAACAUGUCAGCAUAUAAUGAGGGUCGGCUUCAGUCAUCUUUCUGGAUUGUUGAUAAACAGCAUGUGUACAUUGGAAGUGCCAGCCUAGACUGGAGAUCACUGGGACAGAUGAAGGAACUUGGCAUCAUUGUAUACAACUGUAGCUGCCUGGUCCUGGAUUUACAAAGGAUAUUUGCCCUCUAUAGCUCAUUAAGAUACAAGAAUAAAAUACCUCCAAGUUGGUCUAAGAGACUGUAUGGAGUGUACGACACUCAAAAUAAACUGACACUGCAGCUGAACGAGACAAAAUCAGAAGCUUUCGUGUCGAAUUCACCUAAACUCUUCUGCCCAAAGGACAGAGUCCUGGAUAUUGAAGCUAUAUACAGUGUUAUCGAUGACGCGAAACAGUUUGUAUACAUAGCUGUCAUGGACUACUUGCCAAUCGUCAUUGACACCAAUGCUAAACGGUACUGGCCAUAUUUAGAUGGGAAGAUAAGAGAAGCGUUAGUUUUACGAAGUAUUAAAGUACGACUUCUCAUAAGUUUCUCAAGAGACACGGAUCCCCUUACUUUUAACUUUGUUUCGUCUCUGAAAGCUAUUUGCACUGAAGUUCCAAGCUGUAGUUUGAAAGUUAAAUUCUUUGACCUUGAGGAAGAGGGUGCAUGCUUUCUUAAAGAACAGAAGAACGCUUCCCUUCCUAAAUUAAAUCGUAACAAAUACAUGGUGACCGAUGGAGCUGCAUACAUUGGUAAUUUUGAUUGGGUAGGAAAUGCUUUUACGCAGAAUGCUGGAGCUGGCCUUGUUAUCAACCAAGCAGACGCGGGGAACAGCACAAGCAUCAUUAAGCAACUCAAGGCUGUUUUUGAAAGGGACUGGUAUUCACAUUACGCCAAAAGUUUACAACCAACAAAAAUCCCCAACUGCUUCAAUCACAAACUUAAUAAAGCAACAUCAAAUAAGACUGCCAUGAGCAAUGUGAAUUAG